Messenger RNA from Oreochromis niloticus (Nile tilapia), 2686 nucleotides. Its product is annotated as high choriolytic enzyme 1. The record is from RefSeq and is a predicted model, not a curated record. Gene Ontology annotation, molecular function: metalloendopeptidase activity; zinc ion binding. Lineage: Eukaryota; Metazoa; Chordata; Actinopteri; Cichliformes; Cichlidae. Gene Ontology annotation, biological process: proteolysis. The transcript is spliced from 2 exons. The coding region runs from base 1730 to 2527 and encodes 265 amino acids.
GCCCUGGUUUCUCUAAACAAGAAGCCACCAGCAGUCCAGGGAUACACUGACACUUUAGCUUUGGAGUAAGUUUAAUAUAUGAGAAGAGCCACACUGAAAGGCGAGAAGUGAUUCCUAAAGAGCCAAAACAUUCAGAAAUGUCAGCUGAGGAAAACACAGUAAAUACAGAAGUUUCAGUCGAAUAACCAAAACUGCUAAAGUUUACCCCCCCUUCUUAAAGACCUAUAUUUAAAACCUGUAAAAGGUUUUAUUGUUUCAUAAUAAAAAAAAUUACGAAUCCCUUCUGCUAUCCUUUUUACCUUUCACCUACAGCACAAAACUGAUUAAAAGAACAUUUGGACCAAGUUUAACAAAAACAGUUGUCACAUUAAAAAAAAGAUUUACACUUUUUUUCCACAUCAACUGAUUUAUCCACAAUGUUUGUCAUUUUCUGAUAUAUUUUGCUUGAAACUGCCAAAAUUUCCAUAUAAGCAAGUUACAUGCUAAAUAUUAGCUAAACUUCCAUGUAGAUUAGCUUACCUCAGUGCAAAAACAAAGUAACUUACCUGUGAUUUGUGUUGAAUCUACAGAAAAAACAAAUCAAGUUUUGUUUUACAGUUGCUAUGAUGGGCUAGCUAGCUAGCUACUAGCUGUAGCUUUAUGUUUAGUGAACAGACCAAGCAGAAAACUCUGGGGGCUAAAAAUUAAAGUGCAAAAACUGCAGGUCUUCUAUCUGAGUCCAAACUGUUCCCCACUGUCCCCAUUUCAAAAUGCCAAUCUUUACCUCAGAAAUUAACAUAUUUAAGCCAAGUGUAUAUAGCUGAUUUCAACCUCUAUUAAAAAAUAUAAGGAGGGAUUUUUUGCUAACUCGCUCAUUUAAGUCUUAUUAUAGCUCAAACAAGGCAUUUCUCAAAUAUGGGUACAAAAACAACUAUGGCAGCGAUAUCCUAAGGUUUCAAAAUGGCAGCCAGUCAAGGAUAUUGACAAUCCUCAGCCAUGUUUGCUGUUAGCCAAAUUUAGGUUACCCAUGUUGGUUUACUGGUGAUGGUUUUAAUGGGAUUAGCUAACUUCUCAGUAAAUGCUAACUGAAUGCUAGGGGAACGUAAUUGGUCAGUGGCAAUGCUGACCCUGGACCAACAUCAAAUUGUGUGCAUCAAGCUUCUCAUUUGAGCCAGAUGUGCUAUAUGGACGAAAGGAUUUAGCCACGCCUCUUAGAAUUCAGGUGUUUUCUGCUCCAUUGCCACAAGUGAAACUCAAGCAGCUAGCCAUGCAGGUGCCUGUAGAAAUAUUUGUGAAAGAGUUGGUCAUUCUGACGUUUACUGAAUUAAACUGUGCUACUGUAGUAGGAUAUAUAUUUGUCCAUAUAGUGUACCAGAAGAAUGUCAUGAUUUAGACUAAAUGUGGCCUGAUGAUGGUGUUGUGGAAAGUUUGUAAUGUACAUCAAUGACAGCAACGUCAGAAGACGCUCUUUCUCUUUGGGACACACAUAAAUGUGAGCACCUGAUUCCUAAUGAAGACAAAUCGUGGAUGGAAGAACAGAAGGACUCAAUGACCGAAGAACAAAAGUCCUCCCUUCUCAGGUUUGUUUAGGCCCAGCGAUGUGGACCCCAGCCCAUAAUCCUCCUGCAGACACACCUGUAGAGGAGAGUAUAAAGACCCGAGACUCAACUGUGUCCGGCACGAAGCUCCAAGGAGUCUCUCCACAGCAGCUCUGCAAAGAAGCUCCACAGCUACCAGACCCACUCUGAAGAUGAGUCCCUCUGUCAGCCUGCUGCUGCUGCUCCUGCUCAGCCUCUCUCAGGCUCAUCCUCUCAUGGAGGAAAGAGGAGGAGGAGAGGGCCAGGUGGAGGAAGACCACACCACUGAUAUCACCACCAGGAUUCUGACCGCAAACAAUGGCAGCAAUGAGAUCCUGCUGGAAGGAGACAUCCUGCUUCCAAAAAGCAGAAAUGCCAUUAAAUGCCAGAGUUACCAGAGCUGCCUGUGGCAGAAAGACAACAACGGCCUGGUGACGAUUCCCUUCACCAUCAGCAGUGAGUACAGCAGCGGGGAAAGGCAGCUGAUCAGAAAUGCCUUGCAGUCCUUCCACAGCCAGACUUGUGUCCGCUUUGUCGACCGUCAGUACCAGAACGACUACAUCAGCAUCGAGAGCCAGAACGGAUGCUUCUCUCCUCUGGGCAGACAGGGAGGGAAACAGGUCCUGUCUCUCAACAGGCAGGGCUGCAUCUACUUUGGCAUCGUCCAGCACGAGGUCAACCACGCUCUGGGCUUCCAGCACGAGCAGACCAGGAGCGACCGCGACUACUACGUCAGGAUCAACUGGGAGAACAUCGACCCACAGAUGGCCUACAACUUCGACAAGCAGGACACCAACAACCUCAACACUCCCUACGACUACUCCUCCGUAAUGCACUAUGGAAGAACAGCCUUCUCCAUCAAUGGCGGGGACACCAUCACCCCCAUCCCCAACCCCAACGUCCAGAUUGGCCAGAGGCAGGGCAUGUCCUACUGGGACAUCACAAGGAUCAACCUGCUGUACGGCUGCUGAAAACACACGUUAACUUGUCUGAUUUGAGCUUUUCAUUUGUUCCCAAAGGUUCUUUUAUCAAUGUGUUUUCAUUGUGUUUACUGUGUUAAUUUUCUCUUCUUCUUCUUCUAACUUUGUCUUUAAAAAAGUCAAACACAGAAAUAAAGUGCAUUGAAAUAG